UUCUUCCUCCUCCUCUUUCUGCAAAGCCAACCUACGCUCGCUGCCAUCUGCACGAGGGGAAGUGGCCGCCUGCGGGAUGAAGACGAGGUCGCAGACGACCCCGAAGCCCCUCAACACCGUCAGGCUGCCCCCCUUGCCGAGCCCCAGGACGAAGUCGAAGCCGAAGCCGAAGCCGAGGCCCGAGUCCGGGAAGAAGGGGACCCUCCACGACCUCCGCCGCCCCAAGAAGCCCCCCACCGCCUUCUUCUUUUUCAUGGAGGAUUUCAGGGUAGCAUUUAAGGAAGAAAAUCCAAGUGUAAAAUCAAUGCGGGAGAUAGGGAGGGCAUGCGGCGAGAAAUGGAAUAAAAUGACAUUUGAGGAAAAAGUGAAGUAUUACGAUCUAGCUACGGAAAGGCGUGCUGAGUUUGAGAAGGCGAUGGCUCAAUAUAACAAGAAAAAGAUAAAUGGUGAAUUGUCAGAGGAAUCAGGCUACGAGUAGAAGUGAACAUUGGGUUGUUCUGAUGGUUCCGAAAGUAAUUGGAUGAAUCAACCAAUUGUAUAUUGCAUGACUAAGUUUUGUAAUGAACUCUGUUAUCUAUAGAUAGUUUGACUCCUGUGACGGUCAGUAUUACACUGACACCAAAUCUUGUACUGGUGCUAUUACCAGAAUAUUAUUUGUGCUGCGUAGUGCAUUAUACGUAUAUUGUUC
Lolium perenne is the source of this 688-nucleotide messenger RNA. Its product is annotated as high mobility group B protein 14. Lineage: Eukaryota; Viridiplantae; Streptophyta; Magnoliopsida; Poales; Poaceae. The record is from RefSeq and is a predicted model, not a curated record.